This is a messenger RNA of Diospyros lotus (date-plum), 2624 nucleotides long. Its product is annotated as aluminum-activated malate transporter 9-like. The coding region runs from base 172 to 1923 and encodes 583 amino acids. Gene Ontology annotation, biological process: malate transport. NCBI's taxonomy places the organism in Eukaryota, Viridiplantae, Streptophyta, Magnoliopsida, Ericales, Ebenaceae. The record is from RefSeq and is a predicted model, not a curated record. Gene Ontology annotation, cellular component: plant-type vacuole membrane. The transcript has 6 exons.
AUCAUCUUUGUCCCGUCGCCAUCGCCUCGGAGGUCGAUCCGCUGGGCCCCCAAUCCAUCCUCGCCGUCGUUGUAGUUGAGAACCCAAUCGUCUCUCCUAUCUGCAUCGUCAUCUUCUCCCUUUCCUGGGGUUUCUUUUCUUCUCAGCAAUCACCACUCACUUUCUCCUUCCAUGGCGGCAAAGCUGGGCUCGUUCAGGUACAGUUUCUUGGAGAAAAGGGAGAGAGAACGGCUGUUGCCGCUCUCCAAGGAAGGCUCGGAACGCGCCGAACCGGGCGGCAGCUUUGCGUGGAAUGAAGAGGAUGGGGACUCAGCAGGAUUGGUUCGGAGGGUUCGGAUCAGGGUUGCGGAGGCAUGGAGGAAGGUGCGGGAGGUUGGGGGCAAGGCUUGGGAGAUGGGUCGGUCCGACCCGAGGAAGUUCAUCUUCUCCGCCAAGAUGGGUCUGGCUUUGAUGCUUAUUGCUCUGUUGAUUUUCUACAAGGAGCCGACGAAAGAUGUCGGCCGGUACUCUGUUUGGGCGCUUCUUACCGUCGUCGUGGUCUUCGAAUUCAGCAUAGGUGCAACGCUUAGCAAAGGAUUUAACCGUGGGUUGGGAACAUUUUCGGCCGGAGGGCUUGCUCUUAGCAUGGCUGAGUUGUCUCAGUUGGCUGGAGAUCAGGAAGAAGUUGUUAUUGUUAUCAGCAUAUUCAUAACUGGGUUCUUUAUCACUUAUGCAAAACUAUACCCCACAAUGAAGCCUUAUGAAUAUGGAUUCCGAGUAUUUUUGCUGACAUAUUGCUUCAUAAUGGUAUCUGGGUAUCGAACGGGAGAGUUUAUACAUACAGCUGUGACUCGAUUUUUGCUUAUUGCACUGGGUGCUGCGGUGUGUUUGGUGGUGAAUAUGUUUAUCUACCCCAUUUGGGCUGGUGAGGAUCUUCACAAUUUGGUGGCGAAGAACUUUGUGGGUGUUGCAACUUCUUUGGAAGGUUGUGUUGAGGGAUACUUGAAAUGUGUUAAAUACAAGAAGGUUCCCUCUAAAAUUCUUACUUACCAAGCUUCUGAUGACCUACUCUAUACUGGCUAUAGAGCAGCCGUUGAAUCUACAAGCCAAGAGGAGGCUCUGGUAGGAUUUGCUGAAUGGGAGCCACCUCAUGGCCCUUACAAAAUGCUGAAAUAUCCGUGGAGAAACUACAUAAAAGUGAGUGGCGCACUAAGGUAUUGUGCCUUCACGGUCAUGGCAUUGCAUGGUUGCGUACUCUCAGAAAUACAGGCCCCAGCUGACAAAAGACUGGUCUUUAGUAGUGAACUUCGAAGAGUUGGCAAUGCUGGUGCUAAAGUGUUACGUGAGCUCGGGAACAAAGUUAAAGGGAUGGAGAAAUUGGGUUCAAUAGACAUACUGUGUGAAGUGCAUGAGGCAGCAGAAAAAUUGCAAAACAAGGUAGAUAAAAAGUCGUACCUUCUUGUUCAUGCAGAGAGCUGGGAGAUCGGAAGCAGGCAAAAGGUGCUGGAGGAUCCCCAGGAAUUUUUAAGCUUGGAUGAUGCCAGAGUUGAAUUUAACCAAUCCAAGUCUUGUAGUGAAGCCAGACAUGAUCUUGUAUCACUUACCUUGUCAAGGAGUUGGGAUCUUGGGAACCUGGGUGCUGACUAUAUCACACGGGAAUCAGGGGCAGCAGAUCUCUUGAUGAAACCCAAUGCAGUCCCUGAAGGAGGAGAAUCAAAGACGUAUGAAAAUGCCAGUUCAUUGUCUUUGGCAACAUUUACGUCACUUUUGAUUGAAUUUGUCGCGAGGCUUCAAAAUCUUGUUGAUGCAUUCGAAGAACUAAGCGAGAAAGCAAAUUUUAAAGAAUCUGUAGAGCACUCACAGCCAGCAGAGGAGGGCAGGGUCUGGACCAGGCUGAUUGGAUACAUGAGGUUUAAGAAGAAAGACAAGCCCUUACUGGGAUAGACAUAAAAACCUUCAAUAGGUGAAGUCAUGAAACCUUGAAAAAGUUAACAUCGACCCCAAGAACCGCACAAGCCAAUGUUGAUCCCAAGAUGAAGCAAGUCUACUUUUGACUCGGAUGACUGAUCUUUUGCUGACAAUUAGAGUAGUUUUGGUGGAAUAGCCUGUAAAAGUUUGCAUUUUGAUGGCUGUCUUGUGCAAAUGUCAAGCUCGCCUGGAAUGGUUUAUGUGGAGGCAGUAGCUCCGAAGAUGGAGACCUGCCCAUAUUUUGUGACAUGACAUUCUCAUUGAUUGAAAAGGUGAUUUAGGGGAGCAAAAGUUACUGAUGAAUCUACUCGAUGCUAGAAAUGGAUGCUGAAAUACUAAACUCAAACGUACAUUUUCUAUCAUUCUGGUUGCUCACCACCUGUUUGAUUAAUUGAGGAACUGGGAGGACAGUAAUCUUUGAUCCUGCUGUUCACCUCAAGGCUUGAUGCAACAGAACAGAAUGGGAACAGCCCAAAGCACUGGAAAGGCGUGCUGAUCAUCUGUCCAUUUCAAAUAUAUGCUGUGCUUCUGUGCCAAUCUUUCUUUGGCUGACAUUGAAAUUGGUCAAGGAGAUGGUUUUGUCCAUCAAAUUGCACUGUUGAAUCCUUUGGAGUUUGAUCCAAACUCAACCAUUUAUGCCCAUCAUUUUGCAAGAAAGAGCCUUUUAGUGGUUAACA